AUGGCGACCCACCCCACUCUCGACAUGCCCAAGCACACCAAAUAUUUCCUGCGCACGCUCAAGACCUUCUUGCCGACUGCAUAUCAGAGCAAUGACAGUAAUCGCAUGUCUCUCGCCUUCUUCACCCUGUCCGGACUCGAUCUACUCGGGACCCUAGAACAAAACACGACAGAGGAGCAGCGGACAGACUACAUCGACUGGAUCUACUCCAACCAACACCCCAACGGUGGCUUCCGCGCUUUCCCUGGUGCCCAUUUUGGAGAUGCGAGGACAGAAGAGAACGAACACUGGGAUCCUGCAAACCUGCCAGCCACCUUCUUUGCCUUGUGUUCGCUGCUUAUCCUGAACGAUGAUCUGAGUAGAGUCAAGAGGAAGGAAUCACUACAAUGGCUCACAAGUCUACAACGACCUGAUGGCAGUUUUGGAGAGACACUCGUCAAGGGCAAAAUCAACGGUGGAACAGAUUCAAGAUUUGGAUACUGUGCGACCGGUGUACGCUACAUCCUACGAGGAACAUUCGAGGGAGAAGUAGAGGGCUGUCCAGACAUCGAGCUUGACAACUUUGUCACCUGUAUCCGAAGCGCAGAGACAUAUGACGGCGGCAUUUCAGACGCCCCAUACCACGAAGCCCACGCAGGCUUCACCUACUGCGCAAUUGGGGCCCUCAGCAACAUCGACCGCCUCCCUCCCAAAAUCUCCGCCGUUCCCUCCGCUCCAUCACCAAAAGCCUCCCUCACAAAUCCUCCCCUGCUCAUAAAAUGGCUCGUCUCUCGUCAAACAGCCACAAUAUGCGAAGAAGACGACCUAGAUACCUACGGCGACGAGACAGAUACGGCAGAAACCUGCCACGAUGCUCACAGUUUUGUCUUCCAAGAUGAGUUUGUGAGUGAGCAGGGAAAGAUGAACUAUGAGGGCAGACCGAGUGUAAACUUCAGUCUUGAUUGGACGGGUUUCAAUGGGAGGUGUAACAAAAUUGCCGAUACUUGUUAUGCUUUCUGGGUACAUGGCUCUUUAUCCAUACUCGGACAAUCACAAUUACCUCGGACGCAAUCUUUGAAACGAUGGCUUCUUGAACGAACAGUACAUCCACAACUCGGUGGCUUUGGCAAGAUAGCUGGAGAUCUUCCCGAUCUCUAUCAUUCAUAUCUCGGUCUUGCUGCUUUGAGUCUUCUCGGCGAGGAAAAGUUGAAACCAUUAGAUGCGAGUUUGUGUCUGAGUGUAGAGGCAAAAGAUAGACUAAAGAGCAUUUGGAAGAGAUGGGGGAUUGAACAAAGAGCCGAGUGA
Aureobasidium subglaciale EXF-2481 is the source of this 1284-nucleotide messenger RNA. RefSeq lists its product as uncharacterized. The record is from RefSeq and is a predicted model, not a curated record. Gene Ontology annotation, cellular component: CAAX-protein geranylgeranyltransferase complex. Gene Ontology annotation, molecular function: CAAX-protein geranylgeranyltransferase activity. The transcript is spliced from 3 exons. NCBI's taxonomy places the organism in Eukaryota, Fungi, Ascomycota, Dothideomycetes, Dothideales, Saccotheciaceae. The coding region runs from base 1 to 1284 and encodes 427 amino acids. Gene Ontology annotation, biological process: protein geranylgeranylation.